ACAAUGUAGUUACCCCUAAACCCAAGGCUGGGUCAAAUCGAACAUGACAACCCCUCUUUUACGUGUCUUGGUGGGGAGGUGGGGGCUGUCACAUGGGCGGAGUGAAGGGGGUCUUACCAUAAGGAGUACUUUAUAAACCCCAGAAGAUACAGCCUUCUCUAUGAGACAAGACCACUACUGGAGUGUCAGCUAGUAGACCCACAGGUGCCUCUACUACUCAGAUGCGACGGAAAGUUACUAACGCAGAUUUUUUUUCAAUUCGAUUUUAGAUUUUUAUUUCAACAAAACAAUCGGAAUUGUUGUUUCAAUCUAUUUAACAUUUAGUGUUUCAUUCUAUUAAAACAUUUUGCUAUUCAUUCUGAAGACUUAAAACUUUGUUUUAAAAAUACAUGUCUCGGGAGUUUAGGCUACAUUUGUUUAUGUGUCAUUUGAAUUUAGUUUGAGAUUAUUCUUUUUUUCAUCAAAUGUGGCUACUCGGUUCAACUCCUGAAGUCAUGGAAGAGCGCCUGUCACCUUCUGCGUGUUUCGUCCGGAACCCCGGCAAUAACCAGAACGCCGCAGCAGCGAGGGUUCACAGUAUUGAAGCAAUAUUGGGAUUUAAAGACGAAAACAUAUAUAAUCAAUCUGUCUCAUACAACGGAUCAUCAGGGAAACUCGCCGAGCGGAGAGGGAACGGAAUUAUGUCAUCCCUGAAGAAAGAACACAACACGGAAAGUUUUGACAGUGUCUGCUGCAGCAGUUCGGGGGCCUCUGUAAGUCCUGAUUUACCUGACGGGGAGGAUAAACUGUCCGAUGAUGAGAACCCAAAGAAAAAGCACCGGCGCAACAGGACUACGUUCACAACCUUUCAGCUGCAUGAGCUGGAGAGAGCGUUCGAGAAGUCGCACUAUCCUGACGUCUACAGCAGAGAGGAACUCGCCAUGAAAGUGAAUCUUCCGGAGGUUCGAGUGCAGGUGUGGUUCCAGAACCGUCGGGCCAAGUGGCGUCGCCAGGAGAAGCUGGAGGUGAGUUCCAUUAAGCUCCAGGACACCUCCUCUCUCCUGUCCUUCAGCCGCUCCCCUUCCCAGUCCUUGGGCUCCGGACUGCAGCUGGAGCCAUGGCUCAGCACUGCCAUCACCUCCACCCCACUGCAGUCCCUACCCGGCUUCAUUACCAGCUCCUCUCAGGGCCUCCCAGGAGCCUCCAGCUACUCCCCUCCAGCCUUCCUCAACUCCCCCAGUUUCGGACACCAUAACCUGCCUCACAUUGGUUCUACGCGCCCUCUUCCUCCGCCCCCAUACCAGUGCGCCGUGGCUGGGUACAUGGACAAGUUAGUCAUGGAAGAGACGGAUCCUCGUAAUUCUAGUAUUGCGUCUCUGAGGAUGAAGGCUAAGGAGCAUAUUCAGUCUAUUGGGAAGACAUGGUGAGGAUGGAUGGAUGCUGUCUGCAUCCCUCUGACUGGGGCCAACACUUUAAAGACUACUACUGCAUGCAGUGCUGCUGCUCUAGUCUGUGGACAUGGAAGUCCACUGUGCCAGAGGACUAGAGGACUCCACGGGAUGAUGCAAACUGUUGUUUCUUCUUCAGUGGUUUACAUCAUCGUCCCAGUCAGUGUUUUUUUGUGAAUUCUCAGUAUUGGAGGAGGAACAACCAUGUCUAAUUUCAGAUAUUCACGUUUUAACAUGAACUUUAACUGUCAGUGUUGUGCUUGGAUUCACCAGAUCCAUCCGGUCUACUUUUAAUGAAAAAUGAAGGAUGCCAUUGAGGAGAAAGUGGAAGUGUGAAAUGUUUGUCUAUGUUGUCCGCAACCUGGUUUCUAUGUCAUAAUUUCCAUCCCUAUUUGAACAAUUCUCUUCUGUUAUUCUGCUAAGACAAUCGCAUCCCAGGGUCAAUGUAUGUAUUGUUGAUUACCAACCCUUGUUUAGAUACCUUUCUUUCAGUAUUUUUCCAUUUUGUGCCGCUGACUUUACAAAUGCACAAAUGUAGAUGAAGAAAUGUCCAUUUGCUGUAAUUAGUUUCUCUCUGUACGUGAAUGAUAUUAUGGAAAUAAACCUGUAUAUUUACAUCAA
Salmo salar (Atlantic salmon) is the source of this 2048-nucleotide messenger RNA. It is a transcript of the gene rax, whose product is annotated as retina and anterior neural fold homeobox. The record is from RefSeq and is a predicted model, not a curated record. Gene Ontology annotation, biological process: positive regulation of transcription by RNA polymerase II. NCBI's taxonomy places the organism in Eukaryota, Metazoa, Chordata, Actinopteri, Salmoniformes, Salmonidae. Gene Ontology annotation, molecular function: RNA polymerase II cis-regulatory region sequence-specific DNA binding; DNA-binding transcription factor activity, RNA polymerase II-specific.